Nymphaea colorata (pocket water lily) is the source of this 1976-nucleotide messenger RNA. RefSeq names its product RING-H2 finger protein ATL1-like. Gene Ontology annotation, molecular function: transferase activity. Gene Ontology annotation, biological process: protein ubiquitination. NCBI's taxonomy places the organism in Eukaryota, Viridiplantae, Streptophyta, Magnoliopsida, Nymphaeales, Nymphaeaceae. The record is from RefSeq and is a predicted model, not a curated record. The transcript has a single exon. The coding region runs from base 628 to 1755 and encodes 375 amino acids.
GAUUUGCAUCAAGAGUCAUGCAGCACUAGUCGGGCCACGGACGCUCGCGGGAGUGGACGGACCCCACAGACAACGAGAACGUGUGUCAGUCAUCUAGCGUGUCGUUGUGCUUAAAUUUUCUCUUAUCAGUCUCCGUCUCGCUUUUCUCCGCACAUUCCACACGCUUUGAUUUGACUUCAACCACAUAACUCUUUUGUUUCUUUAGACCUCGCUUGGGGCCUUUGACAGACCCCUUCAUGAUCAGGUUCGCUUCAUGAUUCUUUUUCCUCCAUUCCUUGAUCUUCCCUUCGCCUUGUUCAAAUAUGCAUCUACCCGAGCAAGGGGUUCUCAUCUUUAUGUAGCCUCUUCCUUGGCCCCCAAACGGUAUGGUUCUCCUCUUCCUCCCUUCUUAUCCCUGGGUUGAAACGCGUCCUCCAUUCUUCUGUGUUUAGUUCCUUGCUCUCACCAUUCUCAAGACCAUUGUUGUGAGUUACAGGUUCCUCUUCUCGUUCCCAUUCCUUCUUCCCAAAUCUUCUAUGGUCUAGCGCUACCGUGUUCCUUGCAGUCAUACUUCCACCUAUUUAUCGAAUCAAUCUCUUGGUUGACAUCAUCUGUAAAGAAGACCUUUGAGUCAACCUGCUCUUCUUCAUGGCACCCUCUUAUACGAUCCAUCAUAUUCAGGUAAGGGAACCUACUCCACCUGUGACAAUGCAGGAAAGGGUGUAUGCGCCCUACCCACCAGCUCCCUCUUCCACAAACUUCUCCAUCCUAGCAAUUGCAAUCAUAGGCAUAGUGGCGACGGCUUUCUUGCUGGUGAGCUAUUACGUCUUCGUCAUCAAAUGCUGCUUGAAUUGGCACCAUUUUGGUCACAGACUCCGUGCCUUUAGAAACUUGAGAGAUUUCCGGUCUGACCCACAGAACCACCACCGGCCUAUGGUCUACGCGCCAGAGAACCAGGGAUUAGAGGAGCAUGUCAUCCAGUCCAUCCCUAUAUUCCGUUUCAAGAGAAAGGACUGCUUCCUUUGUGAGGAUGCAUAUGAAUGUUCGGUCUGUCUGAACGAGUUCGAGGAAGGGCAGAAACUGAGGAUUCUGCCUAAGUGCGGCCACGCGUUCCAUAUAGAUUGCAUUGACACAUGGCUGCAGGCUCACUCGAACUGCCCGUUGUGCAGGGCAUGCAUCUCAAGCCAGGUUCUCGCCCAUCAAUACAUGAUAGAUCUGGAAGACCCGCAUCGCGAAACCUGUCAAAGUUUUCAUUCAGGUGCUGAAAAUGACCAUUCAAGGGAGAAUGUUCAUUCAUCUCAUCGUUUGGAAGAAAGCCUUGGAUUGACAGAUAAUGGAGGAGAAUCCGCUAUGGUUGAAGGAGGCAGCCGCGCCAUUCCUAAGAAGGCGGUGGAGUCGGGCUUCCUUGAAGUGAAGUUCAUGGGCAGCAACAGCAAGUCCGCCGCACAGGGUAAGAAGCUGGGUCAACACCAGCAUCAUCUGUCAAGCGCUGGGGAUGAGUGCAUACAUGUAAGGGAGAGAGAUCACCAGUUCUGUGUGGAGCCGAUCAGAAGAUCUUUUUCUAUGGACUUUGAUGCUGACAGGCACCUUUACAUAAGUCUCACAGAUAUUUUGGCUCAGAAUCCUCAUCUUCGUGAGGUUAGCAACAGCACAGGUGAAGGAUGCAGUAGUAGCAGCAGCAGCAGAGGAAGGAGAACCUUCUUCCCAUUCGGCCAUGGAAGAGGAAUACCCAGAAACGCCAUUCUGCCAAUCAAGGUGGAAGCUGGAAUUUCUUAAAAACUUUCAAUUUUUAUAUUUUUCUUCAUGUUCUAAUUUUGUCUACCCUUUUCCUCCCUCCCUUUCUCUCUCUGUCUCUCUCUCUCUCAUUUCCGUUUGCCUUGCUUCUUGUGUUGUUCAUAGGAGAAAAUUAGAUUGUGAAUUAGGUAGGUCUCACUUGUACGAGUGUAAAGUAAAAUAUAUAUGUUUAUUGACACAACCAAGUAUUUCUUUGUUUUUUC